This is a messenger RNA of Rhododendron vialii, 3118 nucleotides long. RefSeq lists its product as uncharacterized. The record is from RefSeq and is a predicted model, not a curated record. NCBI's taxonomy places the organism in Eukaryota, Viridiplantae, Streptophyta, Magnoliopsida, Ericales, Ericaceae. The coding region runs from base 703 to 2679 and encodes 658 amino acids. The transcript is spliced from 13 exons.
CUGCGUAUUUUGAAGCCGUACUCUGAUGCUCUGUUCCUUUACAUGUAUGGGUUCAAUAUGAUAUUUAAUCUGAAUAUUUUCUUUUCUUGAUCCCAAUUCCACUGGAUUUCUCGAGAAUUUAACGGGUGUUUUUUUAUUAGUAUGAUUCUUUUUAUUCGGUUCAUCUCCCCCUUUGUUUACUUUCCUGCGUGUUCUUUUGUGCCAUCUCUCUCUCUCGUGUAGAUGAGUUUUUCGUGAAGAACCUGAUUCUCUCUGAGCACGAGGGACGAAUUCGCUUUUACUUUUAACCACCUCUUUACUUUCCACUAGUAUCUCUUUGAGAGAGAGAGAGAGAGAAGCAAGACCCAGAAAGAUGCGCAGAAAUAUCUGGCUAAUUUAAUUGAUCCUCUUUCUUCGUUUCCUAUUUUUGGACCAGAUAGAAAAAACCCAAAACCCACUCCCAACUUUCUCGCUCCUCUUUCAGCCGAACUUUUCGUUGCCAAAUCCUGAUUCCAAGCAAUCGAUUCAGCUCAUACUAUUAUUUUUUUCUUGGCCUAGUUAAUUACUGCAAAUCUGAUUUCUCUAUCCUUCUGAUGACAUUGUACGAACUCAGAUUGUAGAGAGAACAAAGGAUAUCAACUCUCCUCUUUAUUAGACGAGUUUUUCGAGGUGAGUUUGAUCGAAUUUGGGCCGCUUUCAAAUGCUGUUGUUGUCGUCUCAGAAAUGGACAGGAGUCGAGACGAGAGGCGUGGAGGAGCGAGGCGGUUCUCGCCUGCAAAACGACACACUAUGAGCUACUAUCUGGAUAUGAAGGGCAAUGGGGGAGGGUCUGUUUUUGCAAAGAAAAUGAAGAAAGAGAGAAUGAGAAGAUUGAGUGUUGUUAGUAAAGCGAAUUCGAUUAACGAAAACUGCGAAAUGGGUUGUGCAGCAGCUGGGUCUGAUGGUGAACAUGAGCUUCGUUCAACUACUAGUACUACCAAGAAAUUUAAGCUUCCCAAAAAGUUCUUUUAUGAUUGCAACACAGUGGACCAUGUUCCUCGGAAGCUACGGUCAGCCAUGAAGAAGCACAAUCGUGAUUCGAUUUCGCCACCGUUGCCAGAUGAUAAGCCAAACCAUGGGAUCAAUGGAGAUGGCUUCCCUAGAAAGAUUGGCACAAAGAAAUCCAGACUCAAUCAACAAGGAGGAGACUACUCCAAUGGGUCCCAAAGCGUAGGGCCAAUCACAAAAGACGAAGAAGAAGUGGUAGAGACUCUAUAUGCUUUGGCUGAUAUGUUCCCAAGCAAUAACGAGAAUGGUUCGGAUGGUGAAUUGACAGAAGCAAAAUCUUGGCCUUUGCCGGAGGGAGAAAAUUCAAAGCCUGCCUUUGAGGCUCCUGAAGAAAAGGACUCAAAAUCACUUUGCCCCUCAAAUAAGGCCGAAGAAGGAUUUUUAGAAGGAUCAGAUCAAGAAACUGUGGAAGUCAAAUGUUCGAAUGGAUCAUCACUGCCUGGUUCGCCCAAAAGCAUACAACUGCAAACAAAUUGUGAAGAUGCUAUUUCUCAAACAAAUGGCCAAGCAAUGUCUCAAUCUGAAUUGAGCCAGAGAAUUUGCAGCUCUAAGCAGACAAAACACGAGGAAGCUGCAGCUUGUGCGAGAAAGCCAGAGGUUGAGGUCCGGGCUGCAGGUGUCGGUGGCCAGAGCCAACUACAAUACAUCCUCAAGGAGAGCAGAUAUAGCAGCUUGCCUUUAGCCGGAUCCCAUGGUGUUGGGACUCAAGGACCUUCCUUGCAGUCACCCAGCGAUAUUACUUUCUUAGGUAUGGCUGUAUCUGCAACUCCAUCUGGUUCAGUGAACAAUUGUCCUUUAAGCAAUAAGGAUUCAAGAGGUCCAGUUGCAAGAAAAAAGUCAUGGAAGAGAUGUUCAGCUCAUGUAUACAUAAGUCGUCUCAUUAAGGUCUUGCAAAUAGCUGAGAAAACAGACAGGUCACCUGCUCAGUUGACAUCCAAUGAAGAAUCUAAACAAGGAGUUCGUUUAACAACUGAGAACUUACAUGGGGUGAGAAAUGGUUUGAAUGGACUUGUUUCUGGGCACAGUGUAGUUGCUUCUGCUGCUGAGAAUAAUACCAAUGAAGUUAGAAAUGAAAGUCUUUUGCACAAGAGGCUCCUUCUUGAUCAGCAGCAGGCUUCCACAACAUCUCCCUUUUACGCUUCACAGAAUCAGAAUUUUGACUUCUUGUCCUUGUCAAACGGGGGUAGUGGGGUUGAAGCUUCCAAUAGUUGGAGUAAACUAGGAAACGGGCUGGACCCAUCGACACAAAUUCAAAUACCUUACCCAUUCAUGCCAUUCUCUGUGUCCGAAAAUUGUUUUUCCUCGGCUCUUUCCACUUACCAUCUUCAAGUAGCUGCAGCAAAGCAGGUCCAUAUACAAUCACCACCGUAUAUGGGAAGCCAACUUUUGGGCUCUCCUCAUUUGAGUAACUCUGCUUUGCCAAAACAGCAGCAGCGAUGGAUUUGGACACCCCAGGUAGCAGCAGCUCAACAAAAUCCUGUGGGGUCCUGUAUUCCAAACUGGCAACAUGGAAGACAUGAAUACCCUUCUUCUGCAGUCCAUUAUGCUCAAAAUCUUGCAGGGUCUCAACCAAUUCUUCCGCCUUCAUAUUCAUCACUAGAAGUACUUGGACCUAAAUAUGCUCCACUCUCCCAACAGCAGCAGCAGCAGUAGGAGUUUAUUUCUGUUACUUCUUCACCUUUGCACACUGCCAAAUCUUAAAGGCAAUACCAACAUCAUCUCCCGUCCGGGUACGAAAUAAAUGGAGUCGGUUCCUAUUCUGAUGCUGCACGGCCAUUGCAAUUAGUCUGCAACGAUCGCCUAUAAAGGAGAUGGGCAAUAAAUAUUGAUAUCUUGUUUUUCAGUAUAUUGGGAAACAAAGGAUAAACAGAAAGAGUAAUUCAGGCGUAGAGGCAGAUCCAAAACCACCCUCAGGUGUUGCGCUAUAUGAGAUUAGUAAGGAAGUGUUUGUCUGCGUCUGCAUAACUUAGUGUAUUGCUAGGCUUUUGGAAUCUGUGUUUGGAUUGGCUUCAUGUGUGGAGCUACAAAUCCAACUCAUGGCAGCCCAUGUUGUGCUAAUGCAAAGGGAAAUAAUGGAAUUUUAUUUCUUCUC